GGUGUGGUAGAGGGAAGUCGCAGGCCAGUACUUAGGGCCUCACCGCCCAGCAGGCCUGGCCUCCUUUGCACUCUCGCACACCCUGGACGUCCAGCCCGCCGCAGCCGGGGAGCCAGUGGGGCGGCCACUGGGCCGCAUCAUGGUGACCCCCUGCCCCACCAGCCCUGUUAGCCCUGUCGCCCGGGCUGGGAGGCGGGACAACGACCAGAACCUCCGCGCCCCAGUAAAGAAGAGCAAGCGUCCACGCCUUCGGAGGAAGCAGCCACUGCAGCCGCUGGACCCGUGCCUGCUCCCAGGAGAUUCUGGAGUUUGCGACCUGUUCGAGACUCCCAGCUCCGGCUCGGAUGGCGCAGACAGCCCCGCGGCGUCCGCGGCACGCGGCUGCAGCCCCUUACCCGGCCCUGCCCAGCAGUUGGUGCAGCUAGAUCUACAGACCUUCAGUGAUUACGGUCAGAGCUGCUACGCCUUCCUCAAGGCGCGGGAGAGCCACUUCCACCCGCGGGAGUCGCUGGCGCGGCAGCCACAAGUAACGGCGGAAUCCCGCUGUAAGCUGCUCAGCUGGCUGAUACCCGUGCACCGCCAGUUCGGCCUCUCCUUCGAGUCUCUCUGCCUGACGGUGAACAUUCUGGAUCGCUUUCUUACCACCACGCCUGUGGCUGCAGACUGUUUCCAGCUGCUUGGGGUCACGUCCCUGCUCAUCGCUUGCAAACAGGUGGAGGUGCACCCGCCGCGCGUGAAGCAGCUCCUGGCCCUGUGCUGCGGCGCCUUCUCCCGGCAGCAGCUCUGCAACCUCGAGUGCAUCGUGCUACACAAACUGCACUUCAGCCUGGGCGCGCCAACCAUCAGCUUCUUCUUGGAGCAUUUCACGCACGCCCGUGUGGAGGCCCGGCAAGCCGAAGUCCCCCAAGCCCUGGAGGCGCAAGCGCUGGCUCGAGGGGUGGCGGAGCUGAGCCUGGCAGACUACGCCUUCGCCAGUUACACCCCUUCCCUGCUGGCCAUCUGUUGUCUGGCUCUGGCUGACCGUAUGCUGCAGCUCCCGUGCCCCGUGGACUUGUGCCUGGGCGGGCACCCCGAGGCAGCGCUGCAGGACUGCCUGGGCAAGCUGCAGAUACUGGUAGCCAUAAAUGGAACCUCUCUGACUCACAUGCUGCCCCACCAGAUUUGCAACAAGUGCAGCCUGUCCCGGAGCUUGAAAUAAAGUAGAUUCUGGGUCUCCUUUUAUCCCUUGGCCAGGGGCCUGGACCUCUCCCAUUGCUUUGAGAAAAUGUAGUAUUGAGCCACAAAGAGGGGUUUGGGACUCCAACUGGUCACCAGGCCAUACUGUGCGUUGUAAAUAGUGUACAUAGUAGCGUCUAUUCGUUUAUUUAUUUUUUUCUGAGAGCACAUGAGAAGCGUC
Messenger RNA from Hipposideros armiger (great roundleaf bat), 1396 nucleotides. RefSeq names its product cyclin O (gene CCNO). The transcript has 3 exons. The record is from RefSeq and is a predicted model, not a curated record. NCBI's taxonomy places the organism in Eukaryota, Metazoa, Chordata, Mammalia, Chiroptera, Hipposideridae. Bases 140 to 1198 code for a protein of 352 amino acids.